CGUGCUGCCGGGGUCGCGCCGCCGUCCAUGAGGAGAAGGAGGAGCGCGCGCCAUUUGCCGUCGCUGCUUGGGCCCGAGCUGCGCCGCGCCGGCCCCGCUCCGCAUAAUAAAAUGGCUAAUCAGGUGAAUGGUAAUGCGGUACAGUUAAAAGAAGAGGAAGAACCAAUGGAUACUUCCAGUGUAACUCACACAGAACACUACAAGACACUGAUAGAGGCAGGCCUCCCACAGAAGGUGGCAGAGAGACUUGAUGAAAUAUUUCAGACAGGCUUGGUAGCUUAUGUCGAUCUUGAUGAAAGAGCAAUUGAUGCUCUUAGGGAAUUUAAUGAAGAAGGAGCCCUCUCUGUAUUACAGCAAUUUAAAGAAAGUGACCUGUCGCAUGUACAGAACAAAAGUGCAUUUUUAUGUGGAGUUAUGAAGACCUACAGGCAAAGAGAGAAACAAGGCAGCAAAGUACAGGAAUCAACGAAGGGACCAGAUGAAGCAAAGAUUAAGGCUUUGCUAGAGCGGACUGGUUACACUUUGGAUGUAACUACAGGACAGAGGAAAUAUGGGGGUCCUCCUCCAGAUACUGUGUAUUCUGGUGUCCAGCCUGGCAUUGGAACAGAGGUUUUUGUUGGUAAAAUUCCCCGAGACCUUUAUGAAGAUGAGUUGGUACCACUCUUUGAGAAAGCUGGUCCAAUUUGGGAUCUGCGUCUCAUGAUGGAUCCUCUUUCUGGUCAGAACAGAGGUUAUGCUUUCAUUACCUUUUGUAGUAAAGAUGCAGCACAAGAAGCAGUCAAACUGUGUGACAACUAUGAAAUCCGUCCUGGAAAGCACCUUGGAGUAUGCAUCUCUGUGGCAAACAACAGGUUAUUUGUUGGGUCAAUUCCAAAGAACAAAACUAAGGAAAACAUACUGGAAGAGUUUGGUAAAGUCACAGAGGGUUUGGUGGAUGUAAUUUUGUAUCAUCAACCUGAUGAUAAAAAGAAGAAUCGAGGAUUCUGCUUCUUGGAGUAUGAGGAUCACAAGUCAGCAGCACAAGCUCGCCGACGCCUGAUGAGUGGGAAAGUAAAAGUCUGGGGAAAUGUUGUUACAGUGGAAUGGGCUGAUCCAGUAGAGGAACCUGAUCCAGAAGUCAUGGCAAAGGUUAAAGUUUUAUUUGUAAGAAACUUGGCCACUACUGUGACAGAAGAAAUUCUUGAGAAAUCCUUUUCUGAAUUUGGAAAGCUGGAAAGAGUAAAGAAGUUGAAGGAUUAUGCAUUUGUUCAUUUUGAGGACAGAGGUGCAGCAGUGAAGGCUAUGAAUGAAAUGAAUGGGAAAGAGAUAGAAGGGGAAGAAAUUGAAAUAGUAUUAGCAAAGCCACCGGAUAAGAAAAGGAAAGAACGUCAGGCUGCCAGACAGGCCUCCCGGAGCACUGCGUAUGAAGAUUAUUAUUACUACCCUCCGCCUCGCAUGCCACCUCCUAUGAGAGGCCGAGGCCGUGGAGGAAGAGGUGGAUAUGGCUAUCCCCCAGAUUACUAUGGCUAUGAAGAUUAUUAUGAUGAUUACUAUGGCUAUGACUAUCAUGACUACCGUGGUGGCUAUGAAGAUCCCUAUUACGGCUAUGAUGAUGGCUAUGCUAUAAGAGGAAGAGGAGGAGGAGGAAGGGGUGGGAGAGGUGCCCCUCCACCACCUAGGGGGCGGGGAGCACCACCACCAAGAGGUAGAGCUGGCUACUCACAGAGGGGGGCACCCAUGGGACCGCCGAGAGGAGCCAGGGGGGGGAGAGGGGGCCCUGCACAGCAGCAGAGAGGACGUGGUGCUCGUGGAGCCAGGGGCAACCGUGGGGGCAACGUAGGAGGCAAGAGAAAGGCAGAUGGGUACAACCAGCCUGAUUCCAAGCGCCGGCAGACCAACAACCAGCAGAACUGGGGCUCCCAACCCAUCGCUCAGCAGCCGCUCCAGCAAGGUGGUGACUAUGCCGGUAACUAUGGUUACAAUAAUGACAACCAGGAAUUUUAUCAGGAUACUUAUGGGCAACAGUGGAAGUAGACAAGUGAGGAGGGAUUGAGAAUAUUGGAAAACAUAGAAUUGGCUAUAGCUCUACAUCUUUCAAAAAAAAAAAAAAAAAGAAAAAAAAUUGGCUUAAUGUUUCAUCCUUCAGUAGCGAUUGGCUGCCAUUUGUAUUGGGCUGAAGAAUCACUCUAUUGUGUAUAUACUCGAGUCUCUUAGUUUUCUUUUUUCAUAAAUGCACUUGGACAUUACUGGGCUUGCAGAAUUCCUGAACUCCUUAUGGGGUCUCAGUGCUUUUAUCAUUUUAGGCUUCACUUUAGCAGUUUAAAAGCAGGAAUGGCACACUGUUCAAUCAUGAUUUUGCAGAACCUCUGGUUUUGGACAGUUUCUUCUUUUUUUUUUUUUUUUUUUUUUGGAUUUGGGAUAGACUACAUAGGAGUAUGCUGUACAUAAAAGUAAAAGCUAGUGCUUUGUCUUAGUAGUUUUAAGAAAUUACAACAAAUUAAGUUUUCUUGUAUUGAAAAUAACAUGAUUGUAUGUUUUGCAUUCCUAGAAGUAGGAUAACUGUGUUUUUAAAUUGUUAUAACUUCACACCUUUUUGAAAAUCUGCCCUACAAAAUUUGUUUGGCUUAAAACGUCAAAGCCGUGGCAAUUUGUUCCUUGAUGUGAUUGUAUUUCCAAUUUCUUGUUCAUGUAAGAUUUCAAUAAAACUCAAAAAUCUAUUCAAAACA
Molecule: messenger RNA, 2705 nt
Organism: Melospiza melodia melodia
Lineage: Eukaryota; Metazoa; Chordata; Aves; Passeriformes; Passerellidae
Gene: HNRNPR
Product: heterogeneous nuclear ribonucleoprotein R
Exons: 11
Coding region: 28-2013 (661 amino acids)
Cellular component (GO): ribonucleoprotein complex; nucleus
Molecular function (GO): mRNA binding
Source: RefSeq, a predicted model, not a curated record